Molecule: messenger RNA, 573 nt
Organism: Caenorhabditis bovis
Lineage: Eukaryota; Metazoa; Nematoda; Chromadorea; Rhabditida; Rhabditidae
Source: the annotation of a GenBank genome assembly
AUGGGAAUCAAAGGUUCCAAGCCGAAACUGUCCAAGGAGGACUUGGAGUUUUUGAAGAAGAACACCAAUUUCACCGAGGAGCAAAUCAAAGAAUGGUAUAAGGGAUUCGUGCAAGAUUGCCCUAAAGGUCAUUUGACCAAGGAGCAGUUCAUCAAAGUCUACAAAGACUUCUUUCCGUCGGGCUCAGCAGAGGGCUUCUGCGAGCACGUCUUCCGCACAUUCGACACAGACAACUCCGGGUUUAUCGAUUUCAAGGAGUUCCUGCUGGCUAUCAAUGUGACGAGUUCCGGAACACCAGAACAGAAACUGGAAUGGGCGUUCCGAAUGUACGAUAUUGAUGGAAACGGUACAAUAGACGAGAAGGAGAUGAUCAAGAUUAUUGAGGCGAUCUAUGAAAUGUUGGGUCCCGAAGUGACAAAGUCCGCUGACGAUUCUCCAAGGAAGCGCGCCAAGAUGAUUUUCGAGAAGAUGGAUGUGAAUAAUGAUAAGGAGCUGACACUCAAAGAGUUCGUCGACGGCUGUCUCGCCGACAAGGAGCUCUUCCAGAUUUUGACGAACGAAGUCAAAAAGUAG